Molecule: messenger RNA, 138 nt
Organism: Entrophospora sp. SA101
Lineage: Eukaryota; Fungi; Glomeromycota; Glomeromycetes; Entrophosporales; Entrophosporaceae
Source: the annotation of a GenBank genome assembly
AUGGCUGCAAACGAUAAAGCAUGGCUUUCCGAUCAUAAAAUUACUCAUAUUCUUACUGUAGCCAAAAAUAUUCAACCAACUUAUCCUGAGUUUAUCAACAGCAAACAGAUGGUUAAAGAAGAUGGGUUAUAUAUAUGA